This is a messenger RNA of Eucalyptus grandis, 1146 nucleotides long. Its product is annotated as fe(2+) transport protein 1. The record is from RefSeq and is a predicted model, not a curated record. Gene Ontology annotation, biological process: zinc ion transmembrane transport. The coding region runs from base 1 to 1146 and encodes 381 amino acids. Gene Ontology annotation, cellular component: plasma membrane. Gene Ontology annotation, molecular function: zinc ion transmembrane transporter activity. The transcript has 2 exons. Lineage: Eukaryota; Viridiplantae; Streptophyta; Magnoliopsida; Myrtales; Myrtaceae.
AUGGCGGACGCGUCCACCAAUCGCCGCCGCAAUCGCCCUCCGACCGCCGCCGCCGCCGCCGCCGCCGCCCUCCUCCUCGCCGUGUUCCUCGCGCUCGGCCUAAUACCCAAUGCCUCCGCCGAGCCCGCCCCGGCCCCGCCGGCGCCGGCGUGCGGGGCCGAGUCCCGCGGCGGGUGCCACGACAGGCCCGAGGCCCUGAAGCUCAAGGUGGUGGCGAUCGCGGCCAUCCUGGCAACGAGCAUGAUCGGGGUCGGCGCCCCGCUGUUCUCCCGGGAGGUCCCCGCGCUGAAGCCCGACCGGAAGCUGUUCGUCAUCAUCAAGGCCUUCGCCUCCGGGGUCAUUCUGGCCACGGGGUACAUGCACGUGAUGCCCGACUCCUUCGACGACCUGCGGUCCGAGUGCCUGCCCGAGGUCCCGUGGCGGAAGUUCCCGUUCACCACGUUCGUCGCGAUGCUCUCCGCCGUGAUCACUCUGAUGGUGGACUCGUACGCCAUGGCCUACUACAAGAAGAUCAAUGCCAAGAUAAGCAGCGGCGGCGGCGGCGGGGGCGGGGAUGCGAAUGGUCAAGCGAAGGACGCGGUGGUGGGGUUAGAGCAUGGAGGGGCCGAGGCGCACCUGCACGGCGGCGGCGGCGCCGGCGCGAUCGAGGGAGAGAAGGAGCAGCUGCUGAGGUAUAGAGUCGUGGCUCAGGUGCUGGAGCUGGGCAUCGUGGUGCACUCGGUGGUGAUAGGCCUCUCGUUGGGGGCCUCCGACAAUCCAUGCACGAUCCGGCCGCUCAUCGCCGCCCUCUGCUUCCACCAGAUGUUCGAGGGGAUGGGCCUCGGCGGGUGCAUACUACAGGCGGAGUUCGGGCUCAAGGUGAAGUUUAUCAUGGCCUUCUUCUUCUCGGCCACCACGCCGUUCGGGAUUGCGCUCGGGAUCGGCCUGUCGAACGUGUACAGCGACAGCUCCCCGGCGGCGCUGAUCGUGGAGGGGCUGCUGAACGCGUCGUCGGCAGGGUUGCUGAACUACAUGGCCCUCGUGGACCUCCUCGCCGCCGAUUUCCUGGGCCCGAGGUUGCAGGCCGACAUGAAGCUCCAAUCGUGGGCCUACGUCGCGGUCCUGUUCGGAGCCGGAUUCAUGGCCCUGAUGGCUAAAUGGGCCUAG